Messenger RNA from Mus musculus (house mouse), 7000 nucleotides. It is a transcript of the gene Arhgap23, whose product is annotated as Rho GTPase activating protein 23. The record is from RefSeq and is a predicted model, not a curated record. The transcript is spliced from 19 exons. Gene Ontology annotation, biological process: signal transduction. The coding region runs from base 1722 to 5723 and encodes 1333 amino acids. NCBI's taxonomy places the organism in Eukaryota, Metazoa, Chordata, Mammalia, Rodentia, Muridae.
CAUUGCUCAACUGGUGCUUCCAGGCCCAUCCCUGGGCCGGGGCUGCUUCUUGCUUCACUUGAGCCUGCUCUGUGCUAGAGAGAGAGAGGAGGAGAGAGAGAGGAGGUGCUGGCCUUGGUAAGCAGGAUUCCUGCCAGGGUAUCUGAAAAGAGGGUGGCCCAGCGGGCCCUGCCAGCUUGGCAUGUUCUUGUUUGCUCCUGUGAGAGAUGCCUGUUCCCUGUACCCCCUCCUCACUUGGCCUGAGGGAACAUGGCUCUAGAGGUGUGUCCAUAGAUUCGAACUCCAAACACCACCCUUCAACACAUCCCACGGCCAGAGGUACCACUUGGUACAUAUCAGGACGCUCAAUCCUGCAUAGCCCUGUACAACUCAGCUCCAUAGAAGACACAGCAUUGCCGGGCAGGACUCACAGAGCCUCUCCCUGUCUCUGUGCCAGUGUACCGCAGUACCCAGGUAGCACACAGUGGGACCUCACAGCAGCCUCACUUGCACCUCUGUCUUGUAGCACAAACUCUGUACACAUCUGGAUUCUGUGCUGUUGUGACAUAAGCAUACACUGGUGUGUUAUCGCAAUGCUGCCCACAAAUGUCACCGCAUGCCACAGCCCCUUUCAGGCAUCUAUGCUUAGUGAUAUCAUAGAAUCCCAAAUUCAUCCACGUGAGAUACAAAGUCUGAACUUGUCACAACCAGUGUCUCAGCACACCGAGAACAUAAAACCCUUUGGGAGGGUGCUACCCAAAGGCCUGCCCCACAUGUGUUGUGUGAAGCAAGCCCAGAGCCUUGUGUCUGGAGCCUGAAACAGUCCCCCUUGCCUAGUGCCCUGUUCUUGGUCUCUUGGCUCCAACUCAGAUGCCAGCUUGCUUGCCUCUUCGGUCACUGCCCCUCAGAGGAUGGCUAAGGGCCAAGCCCAGAGGCUCGGAGCUGCUGUGCUGGCUUUGGCUGUGUCACUGUAAUGACAGGGCCACACUUGGCAUGAUGCCUCCCCGGGGAACCUCCAUUCCUGACCUCAGUUGUCCCCUUGCACUUCCUGGAGUUGAGAGGGAAAGAAUGGAGGCUCAGAGAGGUGCACGGCUCACCCAGAGUCUUAAAGAGCUGCCUGUGCUCCAGUUAUGAGAGAGGAACAGGGCAUGGCACCCUGCCUCAGUCCAGCUGUCAGGGGCAAGGGGCAGCAAGGGCAGCAGCCUUGAACUCUGCCAGACCUAGACCCAAGUAGGCUGGCAUCCCCAGAUGUCAACAUCUGGGAGCUCCCACGACCCGCCAUCUCCAGUCAGCCAGAGGGUGGGGCCCAGGCAUUCCUGUGGUUGGGAGCCAAGGCUGGAGGCCAAUCGGGUGGCGGCAGCUGCUGACGCCACCACCGACGCGGCAAGUCCCCUCCACACCCAUCCUCCCUCCUCCUACCGCCAGGCAGCCGAAGAGAGCCGGGUGGGGGAGAGGGGAAGCUUCAGGGAGGGCUGGCUAAGGGGACUAAGGGACUUAAAUCAGCUGUGCAGGGGCCCUAGUGAGAGGUAGCUGGGCAGCAGUCACAGGCUGGCGGAAUGCUGUCUCCGCCACUGUGAUGCUGGGAGCUCCAGGAGCCAGCAGGAUGGCAGGAGGAGGAGGACUCUCCUUGGAGCACACCCUCAUCCAUUCAGGAUGCCCCUACUUAAUCAGCUCCCUUGCAUUUCCUUGUGAGAACCUGGGUACCCUAGGGCUGAUGCCUGUCAUCUGAGUCCGGUCUGCUCAUGCUUUUAUGCCUCUGUGUUUCCGGCCAGGCCUACUCCCAGGAUGCCUACCUAAAGGGCAACGAGCCGUAUUCUGGAGAGGCCCGCAGCAUCCCAGAACCACCUCCACUCUGCUACCCACGGAAGACCUAUGCUCCACCAACCAGGGCCCCUGCCUGGGCUACUAUGGUGCCUGAGCCCAUCUCAGCACUACCCCCAGAUCCCCGGAGUCCUGCUGCCUGGAGUGACCCAGGGUCCCGUGUCCCAUCUGCCACCCGUGCCCACCUGGACAACUCUUCCUUGGGGAUGAGCCAGCCCCGCCCAAGCCCUGGUGCCUUUCCCCACCUCCCUUCAGAGUCCCGGACACCCCGUGCCUUCCCAGAGCCUGGCAGCCGGGUGCUUCCCAGCAGACUGGAGUGCCAGCAGGCUCUGUCACACUGGCUGUCCAAUCAGAUACCCCGCAGAGCGGGGGAGAGACGGUGCCCAGCCAUGCCACCCCGGGCCCGCAGUGCCUCCCAGGACCGGUUGGAGGAUGUGACUACCCACCACCCAUGGCCCUGCUCCACCUCCCAGGAUGCCUUGAGCCAGCUGGGCCAGGAGGGUUGGCACCGAGCUCGCUCAGACGAUUACCUGAGCCGGGCUACCCGCUCUGCUGAAGCACUGGGUCCAGGAGCACUGGUGUCCCCUCGUCUUGAACGCUGUGGUUGGGCUUCCCAGCGCCCAUCUGCCCGCACCUCUGCUUGCCCUUCUCGGGACUUGACCCAGGCCCCUCCCCCAUCUGGCCUGCAGGGCCUGGAUGACAUCGGGUACAUUGGAUAUCGGAGCUAUAGCCCAUCAUUCCAGCGCCGGACUGGUCUCUUGCACGCCCUCUCCUUCCGGGACUCACCCUUUGGGGGACUUCCCACCUUCAGCUUGGCCCAGUCUCCUGCAUCAUUCCCACCAGAGGCCUCCGAACCACCUAGGGUCGUCCGGCCAGAUCCUAGCACCCGAGCCCUAGAGCCUCCCGCAGAGGAUCAUCGUGAUGAGGUGGUCCUGAGGCAGAAGCCUCCAACGGGUCGCAAGGUCCAGCUGACCCCAGCAAGGCAGAUGAACCUUGGAUUUGGUGAUGAGUCCCCAGAACCCGAGGCCAGAGGGGAACGCCUGGGGAGGAAGGUAGCCCCUCUGGCCACUACGGAAGACUCGCUGGCUUCUAUUCCCUUUAUUGACGAGCCCACCAGCCCCAGCAUUGACCUUCAGGCCAAGCAUGUCCCUGCCUCCGCAGUGGUCUCCAGUGCCAUGAACUCAGCCCCUGUCCUGGGAACUAGCCCAUCCUCGCCAACCUUCACUUUUGCCCUCAGCCGCCAUUACUCCCAGGACUGCAGCAGCAUCAAGGCAGGCCGCCGUUCCUCCUACCUGCUGGCCAUCACCACGGAGCGCUCCAAGUCCUGUGACGAUGGACUGAACACCUUCCGGGAUGAGGGCCGAGUGCUCCGGCGCCUUCCCAGCCGGGUGCCCAGCCUACGAGUGCUGCGGAGCUUCUUCACGGACGGGUCUCUAGAUAGCUGGGGCACCUCUGAAGAUGCUGAUGCCCCCUCUAAACGACACUCAACCUCUGACCUCUCAGAUGCAACCUUCAGUGAUAUCAGGAGAGAAGGCUGGUUGUAUUAUAAACAGAUCCUCACCAAGAAGGGGAAGAAAGCGGGCGGCGGCCUGCGCCAGUGGAAGCGCGUCUAUGCCGUCCUGCGGGCGCGCUCGCUCUCGUUGAGCAAGGAGCGGCGGGAGCCCGGGCCGGCGGCUGCGGGGGCUGCGGCGGCCGGCGCAGGUGAGGACGAGGCGGCGCCCGUCUGCAUCGGCUCCUGCCUGGUGGACAUCUCCUACAGCGAGACCAAAAGGAGGCACGUGUUCCGGCUGACCACCGCUGACUUCUGUGAAUAUCUCUUUCAGGCUGAGGAUCGGGAUGACAUGCUGGGCUGGAUCAGAGCGAUCCGGGAGAACAGCAGGGCCGAGGGCGAGGACCCCGGCUGUGCCAACCAAGCUCUGAUCAGCAAGAAGCUUAAUGACUAUCGCAAAGUGAGCCAUAGCUCUGGGCCCAAAGCCGAUUCCUCCCCUAAAGGCUCUCGGGGCCUGGGAGGCCUCAAGUCUGAAUUCCUCAAGCAGACUGCAGUCCGCGGCCUCAGAACUCAGGAGCAGCCCCCAGGAAGCAAGGAAGACAGUGUUGCAGCUCCCAAAACCCCCUGGGGCAUCAAUAUUAUCAAGAAGAACAAGAAGGCCGCCCCGAGGGCAUUUGGAAUCCGGUUGGAGGAGUGCCAGCCUGCCACCGAGAACCAGCGUGUCCCCCUGAUCGUUGCUGCCUGCUGCCGUAUUGUGGAGGCCCGGGGGCUGGAAUCAACUGGCAUUUACCGGGUACCUGGCAACAACGCAGUGGUGUCUAGCCUGCAGGAGCAGCUCAACCGUGGGCCAAGUGACAUCAACCUGCAGGAUGAGCGCUGGCAGGACCUCAAUGUCAUCAGCAGCCUGCUCAAGGCUUUCUUCCGCAAGCUGCCGGAGCCUCUUUUCACUGAUGACAAAUACAAUGACUUCAUCGAGGCCAAUCGGAUAGAAGAUUCCAGGGAGAGGAUGAAGACGCUGCGGAAGCUGAUCCGGGAUCUCCCAGGACACUACUAUGAAACACUUAAAUUCCUUGUGGGCCAUCUCAAGACCAUUGCUGACCACUCAGAGAAGAACAAGAUGGAACCCCGGAACCUGGCUCUGGUCUUCGGGCCAACAUUGGUAAGGACAUCUGAAGACAACAUGACAGACAUGGUGACCCACAUGCCGGACCGCUACAAGAUCGUGGAGACGUUGAUCCAGCAUUCUGACUGGUUCUUCAGUGAUGAUGAGGACAAAGGAGAGAGAACCCCUGUUGAUGACAAGGAGCCACAGUCGGUGCCCAACAUCGAGUACCUCCUGCCCAACAUUGGCAGGACAGUGCCCCCCAGUGAUCCAGGCUCAGCAGAUUCCACCACCUGUAGCUCAGCCAAGUCCAAGGGUUCCUGGGUCCCCAAGAAAGAGCCUUACGCCCGGGAGAUGCUGGCGAUCUCCUUCAUCUCUGCGGUCAACCGCAAACGGAAGAAGCGGCGGGAGGCGCGGGGCCUGGGCAGCAGCACCGACGAUGACUCCGAGCAGGAGGCGCACAAGGCUGCGGUGGGGACGCAGGAGCCACCCGAGGGGCAGCUGCCGGGCCCCGCAGCCGAGGAGGCCCCUGGUCGCCUCAGCCCCCCUACGGCACCCGACGAACGGCCUGCGGCGGACACGCGCUCCAUCGUCUCGGGCUACUCCACCCUGUCCACCAUGGACCGUAGCGUGUGCUCGGGCACCGGCGGGCGGCGCGCGGGCGCGGGCGACGAGGCGGACGACGAACGCAGCGAGCUGAGCCACGUGGAGACGGACACGGAGGGGGGCGCAGGCCCCGGGGGGCGCCUGUCGCGCCGGCCAUCCUUCAGCUCACACCAUCUCAUGCCAUGCGACACUCUGGCACGCCGUCGCCUGUCUCGCAGCCGCGCGGAGGCCGAGGGUCCGGGCGCGGGUACGGCCCGGGCGUGUCCCCGCGGUCCGGAGCCACCGGGCUCGGCAUCGUCCAGCAGCCAGGAGUCGCUGCGGCCCCCGGCGGCCGCCCCGGCACUCGGCUCACGACCUUCGCGCGUGGAAGCCCUGCGGCUACGUCUCCGUGGCACCGCCGACGACAUGCUGGCCGUGCGGCUGCGGCGCCCACUGUCGCCCGAGACGCGGCGGCGCCGGAGUAGCUGGCGCCGCCACACAGUGGUGGUGCAGAGCCCGCUGACCGACCUCAACUUCAACGAGUGGAAGGAGCUGGGUGGAGGGGGCCCUCAGGAGUCCGUGGGCGUGCGACCGCACAGCGACAAUAAGGACUCUGGCCUCAGCAGCCUGGAGUCCACCAAGGCACGGGCCUCAUCCGCCGCAUCACUGCCAUCUGGGGACCUAGGGGCCCUGCAGGGUCUGCCCCAGCGCCGCUCAGCUGCCGCCCGCCUCCACCAGUGUCUGUGAUACCCUCCCCUGUUCCGGGGCUGCAGAAAUUCCCGUCUCGUUUGUGCCCCCCUCAGCCACCCCCAGUGCUGCAGAAGGUUGGGGGUGGGGUGUGAAGGGCGGCGCUGGUGUGGCAGGCUGGAGUUAGGUGAGGUGGGCAGAGAAAUCAAAGCCAGACCGAAGUGGGAGUCCUCAGGAGAGGGGAGGGGCUAUUGGGAGUCAUGUCCCUUGGAUGAAGAACCGAGUAGCCCUUUUCUGUGAGUCUACUUAGGGACCCUUGGUGACCCAUGCAGUGUGGGUGGACCGCCCAAGUUUCAUACAGAAGGAAAAAUACAGGCUGGAUUUAGGGUCUGUCCUCUGCCUCCCCCCCCAAUAGCUCCUAGCCAGGGAGAGAGGGAGGAUGAAUGUCUGAGGAGCGGUUAUGUGGGGUUGGGUGUCCAUGGGAGAGGGGGCAUGUGUGUGUGUGUGUGUGUGAGAGUGUGUAUGUGUGUGUGUGUGUAGUCACAGUGCAAAGGUGUUUGUUACCAGUAGCUAUUUCUACCCCAAUUCUUUUAUUUUCCCCGCCAGGACCCUGCCUUUGGUGCACACAGGCACCUUAGCCCCAAGUUUGUCAGAGGCUGGGUUGAGGCCACUUCCACAGAGGCAGGACUGAACCCCACUACUACCGGAGUCGCUCCUCACAUCCUUUGCCGACCUCUAAGUCACCCCUCUAAGCUCUCUGACCUGUGGAUCUGUCUGGAUCCCCUUACAGCUGGCAUCUUCCUCCUCCAUGUUCACCCUGCAUCCUUCGGCAGCUUAGCAUGCGGACUCGCCUUCAGUCGGGAGGAACUCUGUCCGGCACUGAUGUAUAGAGUCUCAGCUGGGCUGUUCUUGCAGGGUGGGUGGGACCAGCUUCUCUUCCCACACAUUGUAAAUAGACCUAAAGCACUAGUCCCCCUCUGCCCUCACUCAUUCCAGGGGAGCCCCAGUGGGGUGACCUGCUCUGCUGCCCAGGUCUGUCAGUCUUUCGGGUUUAUGCAAAGAUUUGCUGUAAAGUCUCUCCCCCCUCCCUUUCACUGUAAAUAUUGUCUCUAAUGUGUAACAUAUUAUAAAGAAUUUAUAAGGAUUUUUAAAGAUGUUUUGCUCAUUUUAAAAAGUGUUGUAACAGUGUUGGAUAAAGCCCCCCACAUCUGCAUGGCUCCUCCCACUGUGUCCUUGACACACCUCUCUAGGCUAUAACUAAGAUUCCUGCUUCUGAAAGUCUUGUCUUAAAAGUACAGUCUAUAUCUUGGAAAUAAAUGGCCUUCCUCAGGCAUGAA